This is a messenger RNA of Linnemannia hyalina, 2022 nucleotides long. The record is from the annotation of a GenBank genome assembly. NCBI's taxonomy places the organism in Eukaryota, Fungi, Mortierellomycota, Mortierellomycetes, Mortierellales, Mortierellaceae.
AUGCCCUACGAAACAAUCCCCACUCGACUCACCAGGUCCAAGACCAAACUUGGCUUUGUCCUUGGAUCGUACCCUAAGCAGACCCAACUCUCCAACCCCCAACCACCUGCACCUCUGUUCCCUUCUGCCUCUUCUCCACCUGCUCCUUCCGACCUCUUCAACAAUCAACAACAACCACUACAACUACAACAACUACAACAACUACGGCAACAGAAGCAACAGACACAACAAAAGCAACCAAAACAGCAAACAAGGGACAAGAGAGCGGACCACCAACGUCUGCCCGUCCCCCUCCCCUCACCCGAACCCACCAUCAAAAUCACCAGCCCUUCUUUGUCGUCUGCCGUCAACCCUGACCCUGCCAGCGACGACACAGCCGACACAGCCAACAACAACAUCAUCAACAAUAACAUAGCCCCUAAUACUAGCUCAGAGAAGCCGCCCUCUCGUCCUUUGAGCCAGGAGCGAACACGAGGAGGAGUCUCAGGCACGUUAGAGGUCGACACCCAUUCCCGACACUACUCUCCCUCGCCCUACCGUACGCCCACCUGGAGCCCAGAGUCGACUGCGUCCGCCCAGCAGGCUGGCGCUGCUUUCGCGGAAGAGCUACUUGCACCCAAAGUGGAUGAGAACAGCGUCGAUCAUAUUACUUCUACUGCCGAUGCUGCUGCUGAUGAAGAUACUGAGGAUCCUUUGUUGUCGCCUUUGAGCCUGCUGUCGGCCGUUGCCUCUGUUGUGGGGAACCGUAUCGGCAGUCCUGGCUUGAGUAACCUUGACGAUCUGGUUACAUGCGAAUCGUUACGUACUUUGUCAUCAACGACUCCGGUGCUCAAAACACUUUUGAGCACCUCAACAUCAAUAUCGCAGGACUCAGCCCUGCCAUAUGUUUCGCUUGAGCAAGGACAUUCAUCAUCUCAACAGCCACUUUUGCUUCGGGACUCACUGUCGCAGCCUUCCUCGUCGUCGACCGUGGGCAUAUCCUCUGCCAGUUCAAUGACAGCAGGAUUGGCAAAACCUAUAGUUUCUCCAGGAGUCGUCCCUCGCAGGCGUGGACGUCCACCAAAGUUGAACAACGCCAUCUCACCAAAACUAUCACAGGAAGUUGGAGCUUACAAGUCACCUCGACAGAGAUCUGAUACCCCUUGUUCAACUUCGUCAUCAUCGUCCCUUCGCCACACACCAUCCGAGAUUCGACCUAUCCUGCAAAUUGGCGAUCCUCAGAUCAGGAGCAAUCAAGGACGAACAGGAGUGCCUAACAAAGCCAAGCCUACUUCGGUCCCUCGCCUGAAGCACAACAGGAAACCCAACCCAGAUGGAGCCAUCUGGUCUGUAGCGGAAUUGGCAGCAGAGACGUCUGCGGAACGGAGACCCGCCAGAGCGAUCAUCUAUGCGGAUGAGCACCUCAAGAAGAUAGUCGAGGAAAACAAGAUUUGUAUUAUGGAACCUUGCUUCAGGAACCCUGUCAGAGGUGAUCUUUAUUGUGUCGGACGACUUGAUGGAACUGGAGGUUGGCACGAGCAUGGGGAUAUCUGCAUCCAUGAGAAGCGAGGUUGUCGUAUUGCUCUGGCUUUCCGAUACCGGUAUCAAUUGAGGCUGGAUGUGACGUAUCUUGCAUGGGUCUCAUCGAUUGACAUGGCGACCAUCCCUGUGUCAGUUCUCAGGGACUUUUCUACCAACAGGGAGGUUAUGCGGCAAGCUCUUGAGGGAGAAUGGCGCAUGUCAGAGCAAUACCGAUUACUUUCGGAAGCUGGAUACUUUGCCCCACGCAAGGAAGCUAAACGCGGACAACAGGACAAUAACCCAAGCGUCACUCUGGAUGGCUGGUCUAUUGCUCACCAAAACGAGGUCUUGAUGGCUUCCAAAUCGAACAGGCUGGGUUUCUUGCAGUGGGUCGCGCAGGCUUACCAGAUGGCCAAGGGGGAACCAUACGGCCAUGUUGUCACCAAGAGGGAGCCCAAUGAUGUCGUUACAAAUGAAGAGUCUGGACAAGCCGACAACAAAAGAAUGAAGCGCAGCUCUUGA